ACACUUGUCUUUGAUAUCUAAGUGUCUCUCUCUCUCUCACUCUCUCUCUCUCAAACGCCAUGUCUGCAGCCUUGCCGCCCCGACAGCACAGCCAGACAACGACUAAUUCUGUGGCUUUUUACCGGAUUUAGCAGUUUUUAUUCAUAUUACUAUUGAUUUCCAAUUUGUGUCCAUCAAUAAAAAAGAGACACAAACUCAAAUGUGAUUGUUUUGCAUCAUCUUACACCCAGAAAUUUGCUGGUAUCCUCAAAACAUUCUGCGGCGACUUAAGCACAAGAGCCGCCCUGUUGCCGUGGUGACGAUCCAGUGGCGCCUUGACUGACAGGUGUUUGUCCAGAAGAAAGUGUCUGAGUGCUGCCGUCAACAUGUGCUAGAAGCUGAACAGUCAGCAAUCAAGAUUGGUCAGCUUUGACUCCAGAAGAUGAGCAAUGAAGAUGUUUUCUACGACGCCGUUUCAGGCCUAGAAUCAGACGAGUCAUAUGAAGGGGUGUCAGAGUCCAUUUACAAAGAUGCACUGGUGUUUGGCAGCAGUAGUCGGAAGAACAACGGGUCAAAGCCUCAAGAGAAUGGCGUCAGGAAACACAGGACGUCAUUACCUGCACCCAUGUUUUCCAGAAGCAGUCUUAGUGUCUGGAGUAUCCUUAAGAAAUGCAUCGGAAUGGAACUCUCCAAGAUCACGAUGCCUGUCGUCUUCAACGAGCCUCUCAGCUUCCUGCAGAGAAUCACUGAAUACAUGGAGCACACUUACCUCAUCAACAGAGCCUGCUUGCUGUCUGACUCCAUAGAGCGCAUGCAGGCAGUGGCUGCCUUUGCUGUGUCAGCUGUUGCGUCUCAGUGGGAGCGAACUGGAAAACCCUUCAACCCUCUACUGGGAGAGACUUAUGAACUUAACAGAGAGGAUCAAGGUUUCCGUCUGAUAGCAGAGCAAGUAUCCCAUCAUCCCCCAGUGAGUGCCUUCCAUGCCGAGAGCCUGGCUGGAGACUUUGUCUUCCACGGAUCCAUCUACCCCAAACUCAAAUUCUGGGGAAAGAGUGUUGAAGCAGAGCCUAAAGGGACCAUCACACUAGAGAUACUUAAGCACAAUGAGACAUACACUUGGAGUAACCCUCACUGCUGUGUGCACAACAUCAUCUUGGGCAAACUGUGGAUAGAACAGUACGGCACAGUGGAAAUAGUCAACCACAGCACUGGAGACAAGUGUGUGUUGAAUUUCAAGCCCUGUGGCAUGUUUGGCAAAGAGCUGCACAAAGUGGAGGGAUACAUCCAGGAUAAGAGUAAAAAGAAGCAUUGUGUCAUCUACGGGAAGUGGACAGAGUGCAUGUGGAGCAUUGACCCUCAGGCCUACGAGGCCCACAAGAAGUCUGAGAAGAAAGGAGAUAAGAAGCACAAACAUGAAGAGCAAGCGAGAUCGGACAAUGAUGACGCGGAUGACAUGCCAGAGGUCCAAGAGACGGUAUCGGUUGUACCAGGAAGUACUCUGCUGUGGAGGAUAGAUUCUAGACCGGCUCACUCUGCUAGGAUGUAUAACUUCACCAACUUUGCAAUGGCUCUCAAUGAACUGGAGCCGGGAAUGGAGGCCACCGUGGCACCCACGGAUUGUCGCUUCAGACCUGACAUCAGAGCCAUGGAAAAUGGCAAAAUGGAAGAAGCCAGUCAGGAGAAGGAGAGACUGGAGGAUAAACAGCGAACUUCCAGAAAGGAGAGAGCCAAGCAUAACGAUGAGUGGUCUACACGGUGGUUCCAAACUGGCACCAACCCGUGCACCGGCUCCCAGGACUGGAUCUACUCUGGUGGUUACUUCAACAGAAACUACAACAACCUGCCUGAUAUCUACUGAUGGUCCGUUUGCCUUGGCCUUUUUUUUUUCCUGCUCCGCCUUUCUAAAGCUGACAAACAUCGGACCUAUUCAACCCUUGGAGGGACUCGCCAAGAACUAAAGCCUUCAUCAUUUAACUUGCAAAGAGGCCACAAGUCCCCUCCCUCGUCCACUCCCUCUCAUCUUCCUUCAUUAAGGAUUUUACGCCUUACAUGUGUGACUGUUCUCCCCGAAAAACAUCUUUCUGUAGCGCUUCCAUACUUAUUUCUGCACGUCACGGACCAAUCAAUCUGGAUGGGAAAAACGUCAUUAGGGAAGCUUGCUUGAAGUAAUGGAAGCGAGUCAUGAGCAUCUUUGAGGUGUGAGCGCUCCUUCAUGGGUCGACACAAUCACUCAAAAAUGCAACACGCUGUAUGUCACAGAGCAUCUCAUGAGGUGUCAUUUAUUAUACAUUGAAGAAAAUCACACAAACUCCAAUAUGUAAUCCAGUGGAACCUCCAAAGAAGUGAAUUCAAUCAUUUCAGGACAUUUUUCAAGUAUCAUUUGAACAUUCUUAACUGUCUAACAAGUCAAAAGAAUAAAUAUUCUACAAUAAAGCUAAAAUGGAUCAAAACUACUCUUUGAAGGUAUUUGUUGGAAAGCUUCUCAAUUUAAUUAGCUACAUGCUCUUUACCAUAGCAUCUGAUUCCCUAAUUACAAUUGUGCCUAAUUGAUAUGUUUCACAAUCUUCGGUUGCAUGGUUAUUAUCACCCUUUCAAAAUGAAAGCUAUUGUGGUGGCGUCACAAAAAAACAAAAAAUAAAAAAAAAUAAACACACUGGUGGUGUGACACAUUUAGGUGAUGGCACACAUUUUGAUUGACUAGUUGAAUAUCAGUCCAGAAAAUUUGGUUGAACUCCAAAUUUUGGUGGUGGUUUGCCAUUGGAGGUUCCACUGCGGAAAUAAACAUGUCCAUUUGACCAAUUAUUCACGAUGUUACAGUGUCAUAAAGUGCUCAAUAAUCCAAAAUGAGCGAGUAAUGAACGAUUAUAUUCAUAUGGACAGACCCUUUCAAGCCAUAUUACGCACAACGUAAACCCUUGACAUUGACUAACGUUAACAUGCUGUGUAAAUAGUCUACUUUAGACGAAUAGGACAUCAAGGGUAUCAAUUCUGCAGCACACGGAGUUUAUAGUCCAUUCCUUGUGAAUGUUAGUGCAAAGAAAAAAAGAAAUCAUGAUUGUUGACAGCUUUCGUGCCGACUGUAUAGUAGUAGUUAAUCCCUUUUGUUGCAGCUGACCCGUCACUGUUAAAAAUGUGCUAUUUUGGCCACUUUGUUGUUUUUCAAAGCACUUAUUAACCAAAUUGUCUCGAUGCUUGUUACAACUGCCAACGUUGCUCCCCUUGUUUUUUGUGAGCUUAAAAUACACAGGUAGACAAACACUACUCCAGUGCAUUGUUUAGACGUUUGUGUAGU
Nerophis lumbriciformis (worm pipefish) is the source of this 3271-nucleotide messenger RNA. Its product is annotated as oxysterol-binding protein-related protein 2-like. The record is from RefSeq and is a predicted model, not a curated record. Gene Ontology annotation, cellular component: plasma membrane; cytosol; perinuclear endoplasmic reticulum. Lineage: Eukaryota; Metazoa; Chordata; Actinopteri; Syngnathiformes; Syngnathidae. Gene Ontology annotation, molecular function: cholesterol binding.